Messenger RNA from Cylicocyclus nassatus, 822 nucleotides. NCBI's taxonomy places the organism in Eukaryota, Metazoa, Nematoda, Chromadorea, Rhabditida, Strongylidae. The record is from the annotation of a GenBank genome assembly.
AUGCACGACAUAAAUCUAGCUGUGGAAUACAUGUCAUUUAGCGCACAUGCUGAUGCUAAAGGAAUCAUGCAGCUGAUAAGAGAUUGCCAACCCCGAUGUGUAAUGUUCGUACAUGGAGAAGCUGCGAAGAUGGAAUUUCUCAAGGGGAAAGUUGAAAAGGAGAGUUCUUUGAAUCUGAAUUUGAAGAUGAAUAGAUCAAUGUUAGCCAUUAGAAAGAACUGCCAAGAGUUUCAUGUACCUGUCCUGAUGCCAGCUAAUGGAGAAUCGGUAGUGAUCCCAGGAAUUGCCACUUUGGAGGUCGACGUUCCCCAUGAUAUCGUUCAACGAUGCAUUGACCUCGAUCCAACUCCUUCGAAGAAAGCGUGCCCAUUUUCUGCCUGUUUGAUUAUGGAUAAGCAGAAUGGUCUCGAAGUGAUUUCUUGCGAGGCAGCUGCUAAUAAAUUACAAAUGGGUCUUCAUACUAUCACUCUGUCGCAGCUGAUAAAAUCACGUAAUCCGGUGGAUUGGAGAGCCCUCUCUGAGGCUCUGACAAUCCAUGACAGCAAUCUUCAGCAUAAGCAAGACGGAAUAGAGCUCUUCCAUGGUGAAAUAUGCGUUUUACCCGUGAAAGGAGACGAAAAUCAGGUAAAACUGAUCUGGGAUGAGUGCCGAGAGGCCUGGCAAUCAGUGAUCAUGCAGACUAUACAAGAAACGCUCAGCAAACAGCCUAUAGGCAUAACCUGAGUUCUUUUCGAAACCAUUGCGAUAUGCAUCUUCAAUGAUCGUCAGUCAUGUACAUGUGAAAUCUCAUACUCGUUCUGAUAAUAAAUUAUUGAUGCGUUC